Messenger RNA from Suillus bovinus, 929 nucleotides. RefSeq lists its product as uncharacterized. Lineage: Eukaryota; Fungi; Basidiomycota; Agaricomycetes; Boletales; Suillaceae. The record is from RefSeq and is a predicted model, not a curated record. Bases 166 to 726 code for a protein of 186 amino acids. The transcript is spliced from 5 exons.
AAAUGGGAAACAAUACUAAUCAGUAAGUAACCUGACUGCUUCUUGGACCAUUGAUUGAUCAAGUUUUGUAGGCCACAUGAGCCGCUACCAAAAUAUUGGGAGGUUCCUGAUUUUGAUAAACAUCCUAUAGCGUCCACAUUAUUUCGUAUACUCUGUUUAAUCUCGAUGGCAAGACCAUCUCUCAAACAACACUGGAUGUCUAAGAUCAGCGAUGAUGAAUGGGAGAAACAUAGGAAGAUUUCUGUUGAUAGGCUGAACAAUACUAACAUAGUGGCGGGCUUGGUCCUCACUACUUCGGCAAUUUUUGUUUCAACGCAACCGCCUCUGACAUCAUUUCUUCCAUACACCAUACGCGGUUGCUAUGUUUUAGCCCUAGGAUCUUUCGCGCAUGCCCUCGGUGGCCUGCUUUCCGGUUUAGCCGUGGUCAACAUAUAUGGAUCUUGUGAUCGAAUAUGGGCCAAAAGAGUCCUGACGUCCACACGCUUUCGCCUGUGUUGUACACUUCUGUUUAUGGGUUGGCCAACUGUAUCCCUCACACUUUCUAUCAUGUUUUUGAUGCUAUCUCUUAUGAUCGCGUGUUACGCUUCUGGAGUAUGGUGGCUUCAAUUCUUGGCGACAGUAGAGAUAUUAUCAUGGGCGUGGUUGCCCCCUCUCUUCGCUUGGUGCGCACUCGAAGAGACUCUGCCACCAAAGUUGCGGACACUCAGACGGCCGACUGGCCCCUGAAGUAUACGUACCUUUGAGGAACUGCGAUGGAUUCUGACUCGAUCAGGUCGUGUUUGAGCAUAUGUAUAUGUACGGCUAACGUGUCAACGAUCUUAGAUCGUCCCCAGAUAUGAUGCAUGUAUAUUAUCAGAGAUUGGUGUCGGACCAAACUGUCCGGAUAUGUUCUGUUGUAUAGGGAUUUCUUUCGAGAGCUCGAAUGAGUC